AUUAAUAAAGUGAUCUAUCUAAAUGUUUAAGUAGACUAUGAGAGACUGGAGACCAGGAAAAGAGAAGACAGAGGAGUGUCUGGAGUAGUAUGAUGACAGCCCUUGGCUCUGCUCCAUUGCUGAUGAAAGCUGCUUAGACCCACAGUUGCCAUGGAAACCAACUGGAGCAGCCAGAGAGAGAGAGAGAGAGAGAGAGAGAGCAGCAGGAAGGUGGGACAGAGGGAGAGAGAAAGAGAGCUGUGAUAGAAGAGCAAGAACAGAAACGGAUAUACACAUUUUGAGCCAAUCUACAUAAUCACAGGCAAGGAGAAAGAUUUUUUUAUAUUUUUUUCAUUUUCAAAUGAAACAUUUGUAAUUGAUUUGUGUUAGGUGAUUUGUGUUUAGCUGCGAGAGAACAAUAGACACGCUGAUACGCUGAGUAUUAACAUGGAUGCCCAGUCAGAGAGCUGCGAGCCCCCACCUCAGCCUCCUGGUAAAAUACGCAAGGCACUGAAGCUGUUUAGCAAACGCAAGACAGGCAGUGGGGUAGCCAGUAUCUUCUCUGUGCGUGUUAAAGGUGAUGGUGGGCUCAAAUCACCCCCAUCAAGGAGCAAAACCCUAGAUGGAUUAACAGAGACAGUGGCUCCAGAACAAGAGGCAGAAUCAGUGGACCUAGACCAAGAGGACAGCCACAAAGGGGAUGCUGCAUUGGAUGAGCCGACAAGCAUGAAGAAUAAUCUGGAGUCAACCUCGACCAGACAGUCCAUCUCUUCUCUCACUUCUGCCAAAUCACUGAGCUUCCUUAGCAUGCUUCGGCGGAAUCAGAAGGGAGGAGGGGGAGAAAGAGAGGCCCAAACUGAGUCUCACAGACUUGGGCAGCAAAGGAAAGGCCUUAAAAGUCUGUUUGGGAGUGUACGUUGGCACAGGAAAGACAAGGAAGAGGAAGUUGAAGAUUUACCUGGUCCUCCUCUCCUUGCCUCUCGUUCUAAUAGUGUGGAAAUCAUGAAGGAAAACAUGACCCUGACUCCAAGGCCUGUACGUCACUCUACAGAUAAAUCAGAGUUUCAAAAACAACCCCCUCCAUCACAGGAUGACCAUGUCACCCUUGAGGACAAUAAUGAGGUGAGUGGAGCUGCUAAACCAUCAACUAAUGAUAGACUGAGCACGCUACUUGGAGAUAUCUCAUCCAUAUUGAGCUUGGACUCAUUAGCAGGUGGUGGUGAUAUUGUUGCAGAUGUAGAAGCAGAAUGGGUCAAAGUCAGUAGUCGUGUGGAGGUAGAAGCUGGCACAUGUGAAGCUGUGAAAAAAGAGAAGGCUUUAUCAGUUCCAAAACCUACACUUUCUGCUGCAUCUACCCUUAUCUCUACUUCUUCCACUAUAUCCUCUCCUAAAACAAAACUAAUUUCUUCAUCUACACCACCCAAACUCAUGCCUAGUCCUACAACAAAACAAACACUUUCACCUCCAUCUACUCCGAGCCCUACUACUUCAACUAAACCUAUCCCAUCCCAUAUAUCUCCCCAUACAUUUAUUCUCACAAAACCAGUCUCAUCCCCUGUACUUAGUCCUGACUCUUCCCCUAUCCCAUCACCAAACAUACCUGUCCCUAUUACCAUCCCUAAGUCCCUUCCAACCACACCAACUUUAACUAUUCCAACCAAACCUACUCCCACCCCUACAUCUCCACUUACCCCUGAGCCAUCACCUAAACCUUCCCCUAUCCUUUUCCCUGCCCCUUCCUCUGCUACUAUUUCUAAAACUCUUAUCUCACUCACAGAAAAAGCUCAAGAGCCUGCUGCUGCCAUAAUAAUUGAGCCCACCCACACCCCAAGUCCACCAACCAAACCCACCCCAACUGCUGCUCCCACACCCAUAACAAGACCCAUUCACUCCAUAGCCCAGGAUACUAAGCACAUUAGUGCGCCAGUAAACAAAUAUCCUCCAUUUAUCACAUCAACCAAGCCUGUUCCAACUGCUCCAGUUAUCAGACCCAAAAUUGUAACUACAUUUGGAUUAUCAACCAGCCGCAACACUGCACCUAUUAUCAAACCUGAGCCAAAGCAAUCUGCUCAUCAAAUAAAAUUAGGUCCCUUCCAGUCCCAGGCUGAAAGAAAUGGGUCAGGGUUAGUUGUCCCGAAGGCUUCACCUGCAGAACCUAGACCUCCUCAUGUUUCUAAACACUUGCUUGCAGCUAGCAAUCAGCCAACCCCUGCAGUUCCAUCUGUUACCUCUGAAAACCCUCCACAUAAGCCAGAACUUGUUCAUACUUCUCUACCUUCUGGGUCUUCCCUGCUGCCAACCUUGUUGACCAGUCCUUCUCCAAACAUUACACCCUCAUAUGUUUCAAGAGGAGAGAAAGGGCAGGAAGAUAUGGCAAGCCUAAGAGUGGUGGAGGACCCCCAACCUGCGUCUUCUUACAAACCGGAGAACAAGACCGUCUCUGUAAAACCCACAAUUCUCAGUAAGAUCCCUGUAAGUGAUUGGGGAAAGUCAAAACAGCACCAAAAAGAUGCCCAAUCCAAUGGCGAAGAGAGACAGUGGAACCUCCCAACACUAGUGCAUGCAGAGGAGACCUUGAUUUCUCUCUCCCGGGGGAGCAGCAGCAAGGAUGCCCUGAGUGACCUCUCUACUGAAUCAGGGGCCAUUACCCCUGUCCUAUCCCACAGCAAUGAAGAUAUACCAGACUCAGCAGCCUGCCCCACAAUAGAGACAGUCGGCAUUCCCAGGGAGUCCAAAAUUCCCAUCAAACCUGGCUCUACUGCAACCUACCAUGCUUUGCAAGGGAAAAUAGAGGUAGCACGCUCGAAGAUCCCUGUCUCUAAAGUGCCCAUUCGUCGGACUACCAGUAAGACUGGACCCACUUCCACAGUUGCUGCCACACGAAAAUAAUGAAAUGUUGUAUGCUAUAUUGCAAAACACAAGAUAUUCCAUUUACAACUGUUCAGAAGCUUCUCAUAUUUGGACAUGGAUCACCAUACCUUUUCACAGCCUCUUGGAUCAGAUGUCCUCAUUGAAAUAAUGCAGGAUUUUUAGUGUUAUAUUGGACUGACCUGAAUAUCUGUGUUUAAAACUCUGUAUGUACUGGGUAUUCCAUUUCAUAUUGUAUCAUUUGAAAAGACACAUAUGUUAUGAAUUUAACAUUUAUGAAUUUAGAAAGCUGUGUGCCACCAAGGAGAGAGAGAGAGAGAGAGAGAGAGAGAGAGAGAGAGAGAGAGAGAGCAGCUAAAAGCCCAGUUGGGAUUAUUUCUAUGGUAACUUAACAUGUAAACAGCAAGACAGACACUGAAGCACAACAGCUCUUGCCCAAGAACUGAAGCCAUGUAGACCUUGCUUGAUGUUUCAUAAACCAUCUGAAAUGGAGUGUCAAGGUUAUGUGGUUUUUACCCUGGUCUGAACCAUCAGAGGAGCUUAAGUGUCACCAAGUUUGGGUGCUUUUUUCCUGCCACACAGAAUUUUCUAAUGGAGUUUUUUGUAGCCUUUGUUACAUGUAUUUUGCAGAUCUUUUGUCUUUAAGGUUCUCAACCCUUCAGUGAAUAUUGUGGAUCCAUGUUUGUCUCUCUUGGAACUC
Ictalurus furcatus (blue catfish) is the source of this 3547-nucleotide messenger RNA. Its product is annotated as APC membrane recruitment protein 2. Gene Ontology annotation, molecular function: beta-catenin binding; phosphatidylinositol-4,5-bisphosphate binding. Lineage: Eukaryota; Metazoa; Chordata; Actinopteri; Siluriformes; Ictaluridae. The coding region runs from base 427 to 2868 and encodes 813 amino acids. The record is from RefSeq and is a predicted model, not a curated record. The transcript has a single exon. Gene Ontology annotation, biological process: regulation of canonical Wnt signaling pathway. Gene Ontology annotation, cellular component: plasma membrane.